Molecule: messenger RNA, 1350 nt
Organism: Cornus florida
Lineage: Eukaryota; Viridiplantae; Streptophyta; Magnoliopsida; Cornales; Cornaceae
Product: F-box protein SKIP23-like
Exons: 1
Coding region: 1-1350 (449 amino acids)
Molecular function (GO): protein binding
Source: RefSeq, a predicted model, not a curated record
AUGCUUGGAUCAAAAAGAACAACAUAUUCACUGUCUGAACUUCCAUCAGAGCUUUUAGAAUUAAUUCUACCCAAAUUGUCUUUCAUCAACAUGCUGAGUUUCAAAGCUGUCUCAACUUCAAUGCAUUACACUGUACAAAACUACCUUUCAUUGCCACCCACACCACCUCACACCCCCGGCCCUCAUCAUCAUCUUCUUCAAACUCCGUUACUCAUGCUUCCAUUUGAAGAAAAAGAAUGUGAUAUAGACGAUGAUGGGUUCUUCACAGACGAUGUUGGUUCGUUCAGUCGCUUCUUCGAUCUCGAGCACAAAAGGGUGGGAAGGCUUAACAACGUACCCAGAGAACUUUACAAUAGUCAGUGUGUUGGUUCCUCUCAUGGGUGGCUGGUGCUCUUGGAUGAAAACGCGGAUCCUUUUCUCCUCAAUCUAUUUUCACGAGUUCGAAUUCAACUACCCAACAAAGAAGCUUUACCACACAUACUGAGUGUUCAAAAAAAUUCUGAAGACACAGUUCUUGUGACAUACAAGGUUGGCAAUUAUAGGCAGUAUAAAUUACCCUUGAAACAUCUUCAUAAGCACUUGAUCAGGAAGGCUGUUCUAUCCUCAAAUCCAUCUCACAACAACAAUUAUAGAAUAGUUAUUAUCGACGGCAACCAAUUGAAGCUUGCCUUUUUUAGGCCUGGAGACAAUGCAUGGACUGGCCUUGAAGGUCAGCAACAUGCACCUUAUUGCGAUAUAACAUUCGAUGAUGAUGGUAUGUUUUUUGCAUUAUCUGAGCGUGGUUCGGUUGAAGUUUGGGGCUUCCAUGGUUCCUUACCUAUUAAAAUAACCACUAUUGAUCCUUCUUUCCCUAUAAAAGAAGUGGAAGAACCUUGGCAAAAAGAUCUUUAUACUACACGUUGCUACUUGGUAGAAACAUCAGGUGAUCUUCUGCUUGUUGAGAGGUAUAUUGGAGAGUAUGUUCAUGAUGGUGUACCAGUUUAUGAGGAAGACCUUCUCAAUGGUCAAACGAACCACCCUUUAGUUUGUCCAUACAAAACAUUGCAGUUCAGAGUUUAUAAGUUGGAAUUUGGUCAAAAGAAGUGGGUAGAGGUAAAAUCUUUAAGCAAUAGCAUGUUAUUUUUGGGUGGGAAUCACUCAAUGUCACUCUCUGCUCACGAUUUUCCAAAAUAUAAGGCAAAUUCAAUUUACUUCACCGACGAUUACGGGGAUCGAAUGGAUGAGGAUUACUUAUACGGGGGCCACGAUAUGGGUAUAUUCAACUUGGAUGAUAGAAGUGUUGAACCGUUCUAUCAAUGUAAUAUGCAGAAAAUUCAACCACCGCCCUUUUGGGUUGUUCCUAACCCAUAG